Phodopus roborovskii (desert hamster) is the source of this 922-nucleotide messenger RNA. It is a transcript of the gene Leng1, whose product is annotated as leukocyte receptor cluster member 1. NCBI's taxonomy places the organism in Eukaryota, Metazoa, Chordata, Mammalia, Rodentia, Cricetidae. The transcript has 4 exons. The record is from RefSeq and is a predicted model, not a curated record. The coding region runs from base 60 to 842 and encodes 260 amino acids.
UCGCGCCAAUCGGAAGUGUUGCAGAGUGGGCCUGCUGCUCGGAGGUCAGCGACGGAACCAUGAAUAUCUUGCCCAAGAAGAGCUGGCACGUCCGAAACAAGGACAAUGUCGCCCGCGUGCGGCGCGACGAGGCCCAGGCCCGGGAGGAGCAGAAGGAGCGUGAGCGGAGGGUGCUGCUCGCUCAGCAAGAGGCCCGAACAGAAUUCCUACGGAAGAGAGCCAGGCGUCAGAACUCACUGCCCGAGCUAGAAGCAGCAGAUGCUGGAGCUCCAAGUUCUGGCCCUGUGGACCUGUUUAGGGGGCUGCUGGAAGAGGGGGAAGGAGUACCCAGAGGCAAUAAAGAGCAUGAAGAGGAGAAGCGACAGGAGAAGGAGAGGCAAGAGAAAGCACUAGGCAUCUUGACGUAUUUGGGCCAGAGUGCAGCAGAGGCCCAAACUCAGCCUCCUUGGUACCAGCUACCCCCAGGGCAAGGGGGCUGCCCUCCAGGCCCGAGCUCAGAUGAGAAGAUCAAGAACCGGUUGGACCCCUUGAGGGAGAUGCAGAAGCACCUGGGAAAGAAAAGGCACAGCAGUGAAAGCCGUUCUUCCAGAGAGGAGCGGCUUCAGAAACAACGGCCCAAAGAGCCGCCUUCCCUAGAACAGCUCCGGGCUGAGCGCCGUCAGCGGGAAGCGGCUGAGAGGGCUCGAGCGGAGGCCCUGCUGGCCCGGGUACAAGGCCGAGCAUCCCAGCAAGGUCAGGCAGAAGUGGAGGAGACAGAUGAACGGAGGCGGCGGUACAACUCCCAGUUCAACCCCCAGCUGGCCCGGCGCCCCCGCCAGCAGAACCCCACUCCUGCCCACUGACUCUUGGGGGGAUAGGAGGGGCUGCAGCUGCCAGCCGUCAUAUAAAACUAUUUAUUCAUAAAUAUUUUCCAAAAUGAAAA